GCCUCAUAUCCUUUUCUGUUCCGUUGACGGGACUUUAGACGCAGUUUCAUAGUCAUCUUACUUUUUAGUGAAAUAAAAUGCGCGAUAUACCGAGAGAAGAAGAAGAAAAAGAAGAGGAAAAUCAAAUUCAAAAUGUAGACGUUGUUGAAGUGGAUCUUGGCAUUCCGGCUCAGCCAGCUCCUCGCACUGAAGCUGUGAUGAUGCAAGAAUUCAUGAAGCUCCAAGAACAACGUUGUGUUGCUUAUAAUACCCUUGAAAGAUGCAUGAGGGAGUUCAGGCAGAUGAAACAGCUUUGUGCUUUUCAAGGUACAAUGAAGGAAAUCACGGAAACUUUCCAGACAGUUUCCUUGGCAAUUAUUCAGCUUAGCAAGGAGCUGAAAGAAGCCGGCCACCUUCAAUCGUCAAAGUAUUGUGAAGAUCUCCAAGAACUUGAGCAAAUGAAAUUAAAACUGACUGCCGAGAUGCACAUCAAGCUGCAGGCCCUGAGUAGAAAUGACAACGAAGAAGAUAAAGCUGAAGUUCGUCGCCUCACCGCGGAAAACAGACGUCUCAUCUUCAAAAUAAACGAUGUUUUAAAUUUAAUUCGUUAUAAGGCAAGGCCACAGGAAGCUUGAAUAUCCGUCAUCUGUAUGGAAAUAGUCGGAAUUUCUCUCGAAAAAUCAUCAGUAAAUGUUGGUGCUUCUCAUAUCUAUUUCCCAGAAAUCGUGUAUUGUUCAUGCUUGUCUUAUCAAAAAAUUUUUACCACUCAAGUUCUUGCUAAAAAUACAUUUUUGCAGUGGUUUGUAAUUUGCUUUGUUGUUUCUCAUUAUUUUGAAAAAAUUACUAACGUGAAGUAUCUCAUUACGAUGUCCAGUUUUGCCUCUUUAAUCUUUCAAUUGAUUCAAUCGUAGUUUUAAUAUCGUAUUUGGGAGUUCAAAUUCCGUGAAGUAAUGAAAUCUCAGUUUUUACUCUUCAGCUAUACGCCACUCAUCAACUGGCCUAGCUUUAUCUCAUUUACGUUCCUUCGGCAACAUUCUGGCGUUGCAAGUAUUAUGUGUGAAGUAAUUUCCCUAUAUGGAUUGAGUUUACAAGGCUAGAAAUGCGGGUGCAUUUAUCUAAGUUAUUUGGUUUACCAAAGUACGGUCGCAUACUUUCUCUCGGUCUCUCCACAUGACUAUGGUCGAUGUCGUAAAUUAGAUUUUAUGGUAAUGAGUCAUUUGCAUCUGAGCCCAAUUUGUUAAUUUUUAAUAUAAGAAUUUUAGAAUUUAAUUGAUCUCAGGUGACAAAUCUUGUUCCGAGUAAGGACUAGCAUUCGACUCGAGAAACGAAUCCAAUGAUUGUUUUGACCAUUCAUGGUCGAAACGGUUAUGUCCCAAGUUAUUUUCGUGAUGAAUUUUGUACCCUCGGUCAGAUACUCGAAAUUUUCGGCACAUUUGUAAUAAAAUCGAGAUUUUCA
Messenger RNA from Hyalella azteca, 1435 nucleotides. RefSeq lists its product as uncharacterized. The transcript has 4 exons. Bases 78 to 614 code for a protein of 178 amino acids. The record is from RefSeq and is a predicted model, not a curated record. Lineage: Eukaryota; Metazoa; Arthropoda; Malacostraca; Amphipoda; Hyalellidae.